Messenger RNA from Macrosteles quadrilineatus (aster leafhopper), 689 nucleotides. RefSeq names its product keratin-associated protein 19-3-like. The record is from RefSeq and is a predicted model, not a curated record. Lineage: Eukaryota; Metazoa; Arthropoda; Insecta; Hemiptera; Cicadellidae. The transcript has 2 exons. Bases 84 to 410 code for a protein of 108 amino acids.
GAACUCUGUGAUAACAAAGGUUGACAAUAUUGUAAACAUGAGAUAGCGAAUGUUUUAUUGAGAAGGUUGGUUGGGAUAGAAACAUGAGGUUCACGUUAGCUCUUACUGUCGCCCUAGCCGCCUACCUCUCCGCAGUAUGCGAGGCCCAGGUUCUGUACGACUACACCCACCCUGGAUACCUGUUCGCGGGCGCCUUGCCGUUCACAGACUACUACGGUAACGUCGGUGGAGGUCCCGCCGCAGCUUACGGUGGCUACGGAGUGGGCCAGGGCUUCCCUUACUACCCUCUGGGCUACGGAGGAUACGGUGAAGGCCGCAGCUACGGCUUCGAGACGAGGGUCCCUGGAGGAGUCUUUGGCCACGACGGCUGCGGCUGUGACGGCUACGGGAAGUACGGAUGCAAUUGCUGAUCUGCUAAAAACUACAAUUGCUGAUCUGCUAAAAACUACAAUUGUUGAUCUGUUAAAAACUACAAUUGUUGAUCCUCUUCUAAAAACUGCAAUUGGCGAUCUGCUAAAAACUGCAAUUGUUGAUCCACUAAAAACUCAAUUGUUGUUCCCUAAUCACUCUCUAAUUCCACCAGAACAACCCUCCUAUUACAAAACAGGAAAACAUGUAAGGAACAACCAUGAUAUUUUAUAUGUGUUACGCAUGUGACUUUGUUACUUUGUAUAAAACUUUAAACCUCA